AUCACCAUCAGAAGUCUGGAACUAGUGAAGAGAGUCUGGGGAACAAGUUUGGUUUCCGGUGCCAACAGAAGACGCAACCAGCACAGGCCAGGACAGCCAGGAGGAACGAGUCUGGUCUCUGUUCUGGUUUCUUUGGAGCCCCAGAUCAAAACACCCAACUAGCAGCACCGGCAAUGGGUGAAGACGCACCAGCUGUUGGCAACGGGUCCAAUUUCAGGGACGACUAUCCUCCUCCUCCUCCCGCGGGCACCACUGGCAGCGCCACCAUGACGCGUCCGAGUGACUGGGACAUGCAGCAGCUGCUGGUGCCCACCAUGGAUGCUCUGAUCAUGCUGACAGGCACCAUCGGCCACUCCCUGGUCAUCUUCGUCCUGGCGGGCAGGAGGAAGAGGAGGAGUAGAGCGGGGCCGCCCCACGGCACGGACACCCUGCUAUUGGCCCUGAGCGCCUCUGACCUCCUCCUCCUGCUCUGUCUACCCUUCCACACGACCGCCAUCGCGCUCGGCACGUGGCCCUUUGGCAACUUCCUGUGCAAGGCCAUCAGCUUCCUGGGCGUGGCCUGUAACGCCUCGAGCGUCUUCACGCUGUCGGCGCUGGCCGUGUCGCGGUACCUGACGGUGGUGCACCCGGCGUGGGCAUUUGGGCGGCGAAGGGUUGGGCACUGGCUCAACGCCGUGGUGGUGCUGCAGUGGCUGCCUGCCUGCGCCCUCGCUGCACCGCAGUUCUUUUUCCGUGGAGAGGUGGCUUCGUCAGAUGGUUCGGUGUCGUCAUCGCCGGUGGGGCCUGUACACUGCUUCACCUUCUUGUCUAACCUGAGCACGCUGGUAUACAGCACAGCACUCUUCCUGGUGGGUUUUGCUAUACCACUGGCGGUCAUCGUGCUGAUGUACACCAAGAUCUACUGUUUCCUGCGGCACACGCGUCGCCAGGGCCGGGCCCCACAGCUGGAGCGCUACCAGAGCCAGGUGACCCAGACGUCGGCGCUGCUGGUGGUGGUCUUCACACUGUGCUGGUUGCCCUCGUACGUCCUCAUGUUCAUGCUGGUGGGCGAUAGCCAGGGAGGUGGCGGUGACACAGGUGGCACGGGGGGAGCAUCCAUCAGCUUGGGCAACAGCACCACCAGCAGCUCAGAGGCAGCAGCGGCAGCAGCAUCCCAUCGCUCGUUCGCCAUCUUCGCGCGUCUGCUGGCGUCCUCCUCCACCGUGGCCAAUCCCGUGCUCUACGUCUUCAUGUCCCACAAGUUCCGCCAGGAGCUGCUGGGCCUCAGUCGCCACCGCUGCCGAUCGCGUUGCCGAGGUGACGGCGACGACGACAACGGAGACGGAGACUGUGGUAAUAAUGGUCGGCCAUCUUGGUUCUCCUGCCGGACUGCUUGUCGGACAUCCUGUGGGGGGGCUUCCUGCUGCGGAUGCUGGAGGUACUGCCCCAUUCCGGGCCGGGAUACGGUGCGGCCAUUUAACCCCAUGCAGGUGGAAACACCACCGCCCCCACAUGGCUAGGGACUGGAGUGGGACUGACAUUGGUUUGUCCAGUCAAACUGACACAAAGAUUGCCGGGGAAGGACACAGUGCAGCUGGAUUCAUUGCCACAUGGGCGGCUAUGGGCCUCAGCACAUCGGUUCCGACAGCACUGCGGAGCACUUUUGCUUCCGACACAAUUCCGACCCCCAAACCCAAUUUCACACAAACAUAGCAUGGAAUAGUCAAUGGGCGCCUCCUACAAAAUAGAACUGGUCUCUAAUCGCUAGCCGAUGUCUGCGGACAUCAGCGCCAGUGUGCGGUGUUCAAUUGAAAACAAUGGAAUUGAACUUUUGCGGAGCAGUGCUCUGCACUUUGUCAGAGCCGGUGUGCUUAGGAGGCCCUAAGACUCACAAUGACACUCAGAUGCGCAGUACACACACUGGGCCAAAUGGCCAGGAGUGGGACUGACAAUCAUAUCAAACUGAUAUGAAUGUUGGUGGUGGUCUAGGAGAAGGACUCGCACUCAAAUGCUCUCACUCGCACAAGCAGUUGUACACACACCCACCCACCCUCCCAUGCCAAGCCAAGCCAAGGCUGCAGACGUGCAGGUGUAAAUCAUGGAGAACCUGAAUCAUGGCCCCCCCAUGCUAUACACAAUUGUGCACACACUCAAACUAGCACGAGCACAAACGCACACAAGUUCACACAUGCAAACACACACACAUUUACACAUACAAAAACACACAUUCACACUAUACAUUGACAUGAAUGCCGUGGGCUGAACAUCCAGACUGCCACAGAACUGGCCCUGAUGUAUUGAGCAUCUCAUGUUCCAGUGAUCGGGAGGGACUUCUGGAAUGUCAGACUGGUUUAAUCAUUGCAGCUAUGCCUGGGUUAUGCAUUAACUGCCUGCUCUGCCUGUCAAUAUAACACACUGUGUCAGCUUCGGAGAUCAGGGCUGGACUGGGGGGAGAAAUAGGGCCCGUGCACUUUUGGCUUAAAGGGGCCCCUCAUAAUUAGGGACGCAGAACUGACUCAGCGAUGGGCCCAGCACCCUUGUGGGCCCCCUCUUUUCAGAAAUGUGAAAAGUUUUUUUUUUUUUACAUUUCUGAAAAUAGGGGCCCACAAGGGUGCAGGGCCCACCGGGGAAAUGCCCGCUAUGCCAGGUGGCCAUUCCAGCCCUGGUUCUGGAUAUCAGGGCUGAGGGGGGCUGUACUGUAUUGUACUGAGACGAUUUGCUCAAAGUGUGAUCACUAAUGUUCUGCUUCAUAAUAGAUAGAUAAGAUACCGUAAUAAUAUCCACGGAUAAUGGGUCUGAAUCUAGGGGCACAGUCAGUGCAAUGACUUGGCUCAGAUGGCAAAGAAAUAAAUAAGUCAUAAAAACGGGCUUCACAUCCAAUUUGACUUUCUGUUCUGUUCUCAGAGUUGGCUGGAAAAUGUUACGAGCACAAAUUAAAGUUUGAUUGUCUGUGACAGGAACAAAAUGGCGGUCACGAAAAACUCUGGAGGGGCCUUAGACGGGAUCAGGCAUCAUUUGUUCUCAAUUUCCCUUGUAAUUAGACGGAAAGGCAUGGGGUGGAGGUGUCGGAGAGGCGGAGAGAUUUGUGGGCGGAGGUGAUGGAGAGACGCACAGCAGGCACUAGCUAGUCUGGGCAUUCUCCUCUACCUGUCAAUCAAAGUC
Molecule: messenger RNA, 3141 nt
Organism: Engraulis encrasicolus (European anchovy)
Lineage: Eukaryota; Metazoa; Chordata; Actinopteri; Clupeiformes; Engraulidae
Product: galanin receptor type 1-like
Exons: 4
Coding region: 174-1499 (441 amino acids)
Biological process (GO): neuropeptide signaling pathway
Cellular component (GO): plasma membrane
Molecular function (GO): G protein-coupled peptide receptor activity
Source: RefSeq, a predicted model, not a curated record